GAGAAGGAACACACAGAGAGAAGGAACACAGAGAGAAAAAGAUCACAGAGAGAAAACAGAGAGAGAAGGAACAGAGAUAGAAGAAACAGAAAAAGGAACACAGAGAGAGAAGGAACACAGAGAGAAAAGGAACAGAGAGAGAAAAGGAAC
This is a messenger RNA of Chiloscyllium plagiosum (whitespotted bambooshark), 150 nucleotides long. The record is from RefSeq and is a predicted model, not a curated record. NCBI's taxonomy places the organism in Eukaryota, Metazoa, Chordata, Chondrichthyes, Orectolobiformes, Hemiscylliidae.